AGGGGGGAAGAGGGGUUCACUCCAGAGGAGACACAGCUGAGAGGGCAGGUUGUGGUUUCGGCCAGAGACCCCAGCCCCCCCCAUUUAUUUACCAACAACGGGCGCCUAUUUCCUCAGCACUGAAACCGUCCUCGCCAACGGACUGGCACGUCAGCUCCCCUCUACCUCGACUAAUAAAUGCCAAGCGACAUUACAGAAGCGCCAGCAGACAAGGACCCCAGCUCAGAACUGGAAGCGAUCCGUCGGAAAAAAACAUAAAAAACAACAACAAAAGCACACGGAUCGUCGCCGUGGCCUUUCUCAAUGCAUACCCUUUGUGCUCGGGGAACCAUGAAACCAGAGAUCAACGCCGCCGUCGGAUUUUUGUCGAGAUUUCUGAGGGUGAAAGGACACGUAAACGACCGACAGGUCCAAACCUUCAGCCAAAGCUUACAGGACAUUUUGUCAGAGCAAUAUAAGCACCACUGGUUCCCAGACAGGCCCUGCAAGGGUUCGGGCUACCGCUGCAUCCGCAUCAACCACAAGAUGGACCCUCUGGUGGGGCAGGCGGGCCAGCGCAUCGGCCUGACCAUCCAGCAACUCUACCUGCUGCUGCCCAGCGAGCUCACGCUCUGGGUGGACCCCUUCGAAGUGUCCUACCGCAUCGGCGAGGACGGCUCCAUCUGCGUCCUUUACGAGUCGCAGCCCGUUCCCAUCGGAAUGCCGGUGUCGGCCGCCGUCGGCUCCCCCUCAGGAAACGGGUCGGUGAGCUCCAUGGUGGACACUCGCAUCAGCUGCAGGGAUGAGGUGAGGGUGCUGGGCCGAACCAGUCCCUCCAAGACCUACAAUAAUAUGAUGACAGUGUCCAGUUAGAGAGGGGUGCCGUCAACCCUACUUUCAGGGUCGCGCGGUGGCCGGUCAGAUCAUGGUGAGCCUUUUUAAAGCUAAGAAUAUGAAAUUGUGAAAGAAGAAAAAAAGCAAAAGAAAAGAAAAAAAAACAAAGGAUGUGGCCUAUCAUCCAGGUGAUGGAAACUUUGUAGAUUUUUUUUUUUAACCCUCUACCCAUAAUCAUCUGUUGUGUUGUCAUUGGAUCAACCAGACACUCCGUUUUUAUUUUGUUUAAAAAAAAUGGACUUUGGAAAGGAAACUGUUGGGGCAGCUAAACCAACCAACCAACCAGGAACACCCCCACCCCUCGCCACAACGGAGACUGGCUCCCCACCCCUCCCUCACCAACAUUGUGAUAAGCUCUAUCACUGAAGGGGCUCCAAGCAUCGCCUUUGCACUUUUUCUUUCGUAUGGUUACUAUGGGUACACGGUCAACACAUCACUUAAUUGUAAGGAUUUAUUUUCCA
Molecule: messenger RNA, 1334 nt
Organism: Oryzias melastigma (Indian medaka)
Lineage: Eukaryota; Metazoa; Chordata; Actinopteri; Beloniformes; Adrianichthyidae
Gene: btg1
Product: B-cell translocation gene 1, anti-proliferative
Exons: 2
Coding region: 304-852 (182 amino acids)
Biological process (GO): negative regulation of cell population proliferation; negative regulation of mitotic cell cycle
Cellular component (GO): cytoplasm; nucleus
Source: RefSeq, a predicted model, not a curated record